Molecule: messenger RNA, 1376 nt
Organism: Eupeodes corollae
Lineage: Eukaryota; Metazoa; Arthropoda; Insecta; Diptera; Syrphidae
Product: WD repeat-containing protein 74
Exons: 3
Coding region: 90-1310 (406 amino acids)
Biological process (GO): ribosomal large subunit biogenesis
Cellular component (GO): preribosome, large subunit precursor; nucleolus
Molecular function (GO): protein binding
Source: RefSeq, a predicted model, not a curated record
UGUUCCUCCGGUGGUGAUGCACGCAACGCACGUGUGUUUUUAAAAGUUUAGUGCGAGCGUAUUCCGCAUUUUCAAUAAAAAUCAUCAAAAUGAAGUGGACGACUGCAAAUUUAAAAAAUCCUAAUUACACAGAAAACCAUGAAAUUUACGUAGGAACUCACACUGGUUCCUUCAAAAAAAUCGUAGUUAACAACGAUGAUAAACCCUUCCUGCAGCAGAAUCUUCAAGAUAUUGCCGUACUAGACAAGGAUUCCCGCAUUACAGCCCUGAGUUUUGGAAAUGAAGACAAAUCGGAAGUACUCAUUGGAAGAGGGAGUAAAUUCGUCCAAGUCUUCUCUUUGCAGACACAAACGGCAUCGGCUAACAUCGAAAUGUUAGAUGCCCCCGUUGUCGGUCUGUGUCGAUAUGACAAUCAAUUGAUUGCAGCCUUUGGCACUGGAAAGAUCCAAAAACAACAAAUAGGCGAUGACAUGGAACUAUCAGCAGGCGAUAAUAUUUCCCAUCUACGACAGUGUGAGGUUGAAAGGAAACUAGUUGCCACUGGGGGCAAAGGCCGUCAAAACAAUUUGAAGAUCUUCGAUAUGGACGCUGGCAAACAGGUGUUCUCAUCCAAAAACCUACCCAACGACUUCCUGCAGUUGGAAGUUCCAACUUGGGAUUCAGACGUCGGCUUCAUUGACGCCAAUACCGUUGCUACCUGUUCCAGAUACGGCUACGUGAGAUUAUACGACACCCGUGCUCAGAGGAGGCCAGUUCAAAAGUACGCUACCGAAGAUCAAAUGAGCUUUGCCACCCUAGUAGCCAGAGAUAAUUACAUUUACACUGGAACCACGAUGGGGGCGUUAAAAGCCUUCGACACACGCCGUAUGAAGAACUUCGUUCAUACCUACAAAGGAUUCACUGGGAGCAUUAGCGAUUUACAUUUAGAUGAAAGUGGAAAGUAUCUCGUGUCGUCUUGCUUGGAUCGUUAUGUUCGAGUGCAUCAUACAGAUUCCUGUGUCAUGAUGUAUCAGUGUUAUGUUAAAUCAAAAGCCACACGAGUCUUGAUUCGAAAGGGUGAAGAAAAAGAGAAGAAUGAAGAUGAUGAGAGUGUCCUGGUUAGAGUUGGAAGGGGCGAAGAUGAAGAAGAAGCUGAUGACGAUGCUGACGAACCACAAGAUAAAGAUGAAGAGUAUGAUGAGAUCUUCAAUAAUAUGCCAACUGUUGGCGACAAAGAUUCGGACAAUGAAGAUGAGAAGGAAAAAUCCACAGUUAAAAGAAAAGCUGAAGGCAAAAAUAAGAAAAAUAAAAAGAAGAAAAAGGAUGUUUGAGUAGAAAAUUAUUACUUGUGCUUUAGAAAUAAUUACAUAUUAAAGUUGAUUUUUUUUUCAAAACUA